AUGUGUGAGCAGAAUUCAAACGCAAUGCUAGCUAUUUCAACUAGCCCCAUCAAUUCAAUAGUCCCUUUUGCUAGCGCGUUGUUGUAUAAAUAUGGUUCGUAUAACCCCUUUAAAGUGUUCGGGAUUACACACCUCGACGUUGCAAGAGGAAGAACACUCACUGGGAGCGCAUUACAAGUGAAUCCUACUAAAAUAUAUGUUCCAGUAAUAGGUGGUCACUCCGAUGAGACCAUUGUGCCUUUGUUUUCGAAUAUAUCACCAAAUUGCUGUAUGGACGACACUCAAACUCAUAUGUUGACAAAAUUUUUAAGAAAAUCUGGAACAGAAGUUGUCAAUAAGAAACUGGGGAACGACUCUGCAACUCUGGCAAUGGCUUGGUCAGUAAAUGAAUUUGUUGAUUGUAUCUUGGACGCGAUACGCGGCGCCGAAGUGAUGGUCAAUGCUUAUACUGCAAAUCCUCAUUUUGGAACGAAAUAUUUUUCGGGGCCAACUCUUGUUGGUUCAAAUGGCAUUAUACAACCAUGUUACGACUUUUCAAUGAAUGAUUAUGAACAUGCUCUUUUAAAUAACGCUCUUCCCAUUAUAAAUAGAGACGUUAUACAAGGUGAAGAAUAUGUUCAAAUAUUCGAAAGCAUUUCAAAGAAAAUAUAG
Molecule: messenger RNA, 651 nt
Organism: Parnassius apollo (apollo)
Lineage: Eukaryota; Metazoa; Arthropoda; Insecta; Lepidoptera; Papilionidae
Source: the annotation of a GenBank genome assembly